GGAAAAGGCCGAGAAACGAGAGCUACGAGAGGCGGAAGAAAUUAGUUCUGCGGAGAAAGCGAAGGUUGUCGCACGACAACAAGCGGCCAAAGAAGCCGAGGAAGAGGCGCUGCGGAUGCAUUUCGCCACAAAAGACGGUGUGUUCAUUCGACGAGGAGUACCUUAA
This is a messenger RNA of Sphaeroforma arctica JP610, 166 nucleotides long. RefSeq lists its product as hypothetical. The annotation marks the transcript as partial. Lineage: Eukaryota; Ichthyosporea; Ichthyophonida. The record is from RefSeq and is a predicted model, not a curated record. The transcript is spliced from 2 exons.